Messenger RNA from Yamadazyma tenuis ATCC 10573, 1170 nucleotides. The record is from RefSeq and is a predicted model, not a curated record. NCBI's taxonomy places the organism in Eukaryota, Fungi, Ascomycota, Pichiomycetes, Serinales, Debaryomycetaceae.
GUAGUUGAUAACAUCACCCCAUGAACAAACCCGCAUUGGUGGUUAUUGAUUUGCAAGAAGAUUUUCUUCCUUCUGAUGGCUCUUUGGCAGUGGCUGGCGGAAGGUCUAUUGUCGAAGGGAUCAUUGACCUUUUGGAUGUCCAAAAGUUUCCGUGGGCUGCUGUUAUUGCAACCCAGGAUUGGCACCCUCAUGAUCACAUAUCAUUUGCUUCUCAACACAGUGUGGAACCUUAUUCUCAGUUGGAAUUCACCCAUCCGUUAGGGGAAAAGGACGAGACUGGUUCUGUCAAAACAUUGACGCAGACGGUUUGGCCCGAUCAUUGUGUUCAGAAUACGUUUGGUUCUUCUAUCGAUGCUGCUUUUCUCACUCAGUUCAACCAGGUGGAUGGAAAGGUUCCCAAGGCCAUCGUGCAAAAGGGCUACUUGAAGGAUAGAGAGUAUUAUUCGUGCUUCAAAGAUACAUGGAAGCUCCAUAAGACGGAGAUGGAGGACACGUUGCGCAAGUUAGAAGUCACAGACGUUAUAUUCGUUGGACUUGCCUACGAUUUCUGUGUAAUGAACUCGGCUGUGGACUGCCUGCAACUGGGAUUUACUACGUAUGUCAUCAAGUCACUUUGCAAAAGUGUAUUUCCUGAAAAUAUUUCCCAAACUGAUGACACUUAUAGGAAUGGUGGUGUCAAGAUUCUCGAGUCUAUUGAUGACUAUAGCUUUUAAUGUGAUGAUGUCUAUUUUGAUAAUGCCUAUUUUGAUGAUGCGAGCUUUGCAAGAAGCUGUUGUUUUUUCUGGUCUAGAACCCAUUGCUUGAUGUCUUCCUCACUGGGUAUAAUGUCUGAGUAGUCCAUAAUUUCCUCUAGCUGGGCCUGUGAAAUAGUCAUGUCUUUUGCCGUAUUCUGAAUGUCAUCACUGAGACUUUUGCUAAUAGCCUUGAAAUUAUAUGCUUCGACAUUUUUUCUUUCCUCCUGCCUAGUGUAAACAUCCCCAACAAUCGCAAUGAGGUCAUCUUCAGCCUUGUCAUAUAUGUUGGUUCUUGUGAACGUGGAAUAGUAUGUAGGGUCAAGAUUGGAGAAUCUCAUCUCAAGCUCUUGAACUUCUCUCUGCUCUGUAUCUUGUUGCGUAGACUCUCGAGUUGCUUUAUCGAUCUUUGCCUGUUGCAAAAGCUUCACUUCAGGUA